This is a messenger RNA of Plutella xylostella (diamondback moth), 1006 nucleotides long. Its product is annotated as ras-related protein Rab-28. Lineage: Eukaryota; Metazoa; Arthropoda; Insecta; Lepidoptera; Plutellidae. The record is from RefSeq and is a predicted model, not a curated record. Gene Ontology annotation, molecular function: GTP binding; GTPase activity.
AAGGUCUAAAUCAGAUCAUGGCUAGUGCCGGUAGCCAUGGAAACCAAUCACGUAAACAAAAAAUAACCAUGUGUAUAAUCAUAAAACUAAAUAUAAGUUCGACACUUGCGAACGCACGAUGCGGCUAACUCCACCAUGACAUAAAUAAUUUUAACUUUUUAGUUUCUAUUACUUAAUAAAUAAAAAAAAACAUCUGUGAUUCCAUAAGUCUGACGCUAGUUUCAGUUUCUUAAACCUUUAGUUAUUAAAUGUAUUCAGUUAGUUUUAAUUACCAAAUAAUAAAAUGUCUGAUACGGAAGAAGAUGAAGUACAAAAUAAAAGUGUUAAAAUUACCGUCGUCGGUGAGCCAUCUACUGGGAAGAGCACGCUGUGCGCGCGGUACCUGGGCGCCGCGGCGCCGGGCGGCGGCACGGCGGGCGCGGCGGUGCUGGCGGGGCAGUGCCUGGCGCUGCGGCCGCCGGUCCCCGUGCAGCUGUGCGACGUGGCCGGCAACUCGCUCGGCACCGGCAUGCUCGAUAACUACUUGUAUGCUUCUGAUAUAGUCCUAUUCGUAUACGACGUGACAAAUCUCCAAAGCUUCGACAAACUAGACUCAUGGCUGAAGAAGGUCAAGUCCGUGUUUGAGCCAGAGCCUCGCAAGCCUCUGCUGGCAUUGUUCGGCAAUAAGUCCGACUUAGAACACCAGCGGGCCGUACGCCUGUCCGUAGUACAGAAGUUUGCCUCCGAACACUUGCUAGAGAAUUUCAAGGGCUCGGCUAAGACUGGAGAAAUGGUGAGCACAGCACUAACGAGCCUCGUAGCCCGUCUACUAGGAGCGAAGGUGAAGCGCGCCCCCGGCACCACCAACGGGCGGUCCCCACAAGGCGCGUCACACAGCCCGCCGCCUCUCAUCCACGACGACUCCUCCCACUCGCUGAUAAUGAACAGAAAGGCACUAAGGAGGGUGCAGCGCAAGGCGAAAGCGUCCUCGUCUGUUUGUGCGGUGCAAUAAAAAUUGAUGGGGUGG